Messenger RNA from Exophiala aquamarina CBS 119918, 1056 nucleotides. RefSeq lists its product as uncharacterized. The transcript is spliced from 8 exons. The record is from RefSeq and is a predicted model, not a curated record. Lineage: Eukaryota; Fungi; Ascomycota; Eurotiomycetes; Chaetothyriales; Herpotrichiellaceae. Bases 1 to 1056 code for a protein of 351 amino acids.
AUGGCCAAAAAUAUCCUCAUCACUGGCGCAGGCGGAUAUAUUGGAGGGACCCUCCUGACGAAAGUCAUUUCCCAGGAGAAUGGUCUGAUAAAAGCUGCAAAUAUCACUGCCACAGUUCGCUCCGCCGAACAAGCUCAAAGACUAUCAGAGUUUGGGUUCAACGCCAUCGAACUUGAUCUGAAGAAUGAGGAAGUCGUGAAGCAAGCUGUGAUUAGCAAUAAUAUCGAUGUCGUCGUGCAUAUUGCGAGUGCCAUGGAAACAGCGAUUGCAGCUAACCUGAUCAAAGCUCUUGGCGAGCGUCGCAAAUUAGGGACAGGAAAGGCCUAUUUUAUCCAUUCAUCAGUGACUGCUGUCUUCUCCAAGGAAAAUGGCUGGCCAUUUGGAGAGGUCAAGGACACUGAUCCCUUAUAUGAGAAUGAAAAGCAACUCGCUCCUGGCCAUCCAGUUCGAGACACAAACGUACUUGUGACAGAUCUAGCGAAAGCGGAAGGAGUUACAAGCCUCAUUGUCGUUGUUCCUGUCGUUUACGGAACAGGAUCUGGAGAGUUCCGAAAUAUUUCUUCUGCCAUUCCAUCCUUCAUUAGAGCCUCCAUUGAGCUCCAGACCGUUUACAAAUUCGACAAAGAUGCUACUCCAGCGACAACACACGUAUCCGACAUUGUGGGUUUGUAUAUGCUCCUAGUGGAGAAAAUCUUGAACAACGAGCCUCUACCUACCGGUGAUAAGGGCUAUCACUUCGCAAUGGCUCACAAAACAUCUUGGUGGAAAGUGAUGCAGCGUCUCGCUGAGGAGUUACACGCACUUGGGCUUGUGAAUGAGCCUAACGUGGCGAUUUGGCCAAGCGACGAAAUGGCAGCAAAAUCUCUCGGAUGGCCACCUUCCUACGUGCGAGCCAUGGGUACUUCUAGUGGAGACAUCAUUCCGGUGAAUCCUUUUCGUCUAGGGUGGCAGCCAACAUGGACGGAAGAAAGAUUUCUUGGGAAUAUGGACGAGGAGAUUCGAGCCACGCUGGAACAGGGGGAUAAAUUCAAGUCCACCCUGUAUGAUUCCCUAUAG